GCAGCUCAUUGAGAUGAAAGGGAUCGCGAGGGGCUGUGCUCAACUUCAAAACCGCGUCCCGAGUCCCGCUGCCGUACAGCAGCUUUCAGCGAACCGAGCGAGCGGCGCACAGGAAGAGAGAGAGACUAUAUAUAAUAUAAAGACUUUAUAUGUGUUUGAUUUUUGCAUCGCGUUUUUGUUGCGUGCCCAAAGUUAUGAUCACAAUAUUUAGUUCGCAACGUUAGUGCCUGUUGAAUUGGCGCAGCUUUGAUGUGUCUUGCUCGCUGAUCAUCGGUCAGAUUACAUAUUUGAGAUCAUAACCCUUCCCUGCCUUUGAUCUCUGCGCUGUUUUUCCCCCCCCAAUCUGGUGGUUAUUUUGGAAUGGGACAUACAGUACGCCGGACUGUGAAAUGUUGCUGAGACGGGUGCAGAGAAUACUACAAGGGCUCUCGCUGGUGUAGAAGAGCCUUUGAACUUUGUUUUAACAAACUUGGUGGUCAGCAUUCUAACAGCUGCUGUACAUCAUUACAAUGGCCCGGAUGCAACGACACAUCUCCUUAUUUAUAUUGACAGUUCAAAUCAUAUUCUUACUCCUGGUUCCCGUGGGAGUAGCGGAGGAGAGCAGAGGCUGCAGGGAGCAGGAGUACAGGGACCUGUUUGGAACCUGCAAAGCCUGCCAGCAGUGCGAUGCAGGACAGGAGCUAUCAAAGGAAUGUGGCUUCGGUUACGGGGUGGAUGCCCGGUGCGUGGGCUGCCGGAGCGCCCGCUUCAAGGAGGACCGUGGCCUGCAGAAGUGCAAGCCCUGCCUGGACUGCGGCCUGCUCAACCGCUUCCAGAAGGCCAACUGCUCGGCCACUCGCAACGCCGCGUGCGGGGACUGCCUGCCCGGAUACUACAGGAAGACCAAGCUGAGCGGCUUCCAGGACAUGGAGUGCAUCCUGUGCGGAGACCAACGCCCCGCUUAUGAGCCUCACUGCAGCGGGCGUGUGAACCGGGUGCCCCUGCCCUCGGUGCCCUCCAGCCCCCGGGACAUGGCCCUGGCGGCGGUCAUCUGCAGCGCCCUGGUCACCGUGCUGCUGGCCCUGCUGGUGCUCUGCGUCAUCUACUGCAAGAGGCAGCUGCUGGAGAAGAAGCCCGGAGCCUCCAUGCGGUUGCAGGACGGCCCGUACAACGGGGCGGAGCUGUCGUGUCUGGACCGCCGCUGGCACCCGGAAUCCCAGACCCCAUGCUGCCAGUGUCACCUGGGGCCGGGACACACCUGUGGUCCGGUCCACCUCAUCCCGUCUCUCUGCUGGGACGAGAGCUGCCCGUCUGGGCCUGGACAGCCGGGCCACAGUGCCUUCCAUUCCCAGAUGAGCUUGAGCUACGGGGACCCCAACCAGGACCAGGACCAGGACCACGAUGGCCCCCCAGGACCACAGCGGGCCAGAACCCCCCCCGGGGGAGGCCUCAGCAGAGACCUGGCUCCCCGAGCGCUCAGAGAGCCCUGUGACACCGCAGCACUGCCCUGA
Gadus morhua (Atlantic cod) is the source of this 1490-nucleotide messenger RNA. Its product is annotated as tumor necrosis factor receptor superfamily member 19. The record is from RefSeq and is a predicted model, not a curated record. Gene Ontology annotation, biological process: positive regulation of JNK cascade; positive regulation of canonical NF-kappaB signal transduction. Lineage: Eukaryota; Metazoa; Chordata; Actinopteri; Gadiformes; Gadidae. Gene Ontology annotation, molecular function: signaling receptor activity; protein binding. Gene Ontology annotation, cellular component: plasma membrane.